CUCCGGCGGAGCGGAUUCUCCACGAUCAGCGUGGACGCGAGCCCGGCGCCCGGCUACGGCUCGACCUCGAGCUCCUCGGCGAUCGUCCGGCACUUCUACUCCGCCCACGAGUCCUGCAAGCUCGCCUGGGAGGGCUACCACGGCUGGAAGGCGUGGGCGGACCACCUGGAGGCGCCGCCCAGCGAGGAGCUCUGCCACCUCCACGAGGUGGGCGUGGCUGCCCUGGACGUCCCCGCGAGCCCCCAGGCGCGCACCUACAUCUCGCGCGUGCGCGCCGCGGUGGAGGCCAUCCCGGCGGCCGAAUGGCGAUGUGGGACGAGGCGGAGCUGCUCAGCGCGGGGUGUCGUCGUUUGCUCCUCCGCGCAUGUCGACCUCCUCCUAUUUUCCCCCGCGGCGGAUCGACGACGAGCGCUUCGGGGACGAGAACGGGGAGAGGAUCGCCGGCGCCCUGUUCUGCGCGCAGUCCGGCUACAUCAACGACCCUCAACUCGCGGCCAGGAACCUGGCGGACGCCGCGCUGCGCAAGGGCGGGGCCUUCCGGUGGAAGGCCCGGGUGACCAGGAUCGAGCGCGAUCCCAGCGGGACACGGGUGAGGGGCGUCGUCCUGGAGGACGGCUCCAGGAUAGAGGCCCCCAUUGUCGUCAACGCGGCCGGGCCGCACUCGCCCCUCGUGCACGAGAUGGCGUUCCGAGGGGCGUCUGCCGCCGACGACAGCCGCGUGUCCGCGAGGCCUCUCAAGGUCGAGGUGGCCUACGUGCCGGAGCCCCCCGGCUCGCGCAUCGACGAGACGCUACCGGUGCUUGCCGACCUCGACGUCGGGAUCUACUGCCGGCCGCAGCGGGGCGGCACGCUGGUCGUCGGCAGCGUGGAGCCGGACUGCGACGAGCUGCACUUCCUGGGCUCGCCCGAGGACCUGCAGGAGGGGCUCACCCAGGAGUGGACCAACAUGGUCUACCGCGCCGCCCUGCGCUUCCCGAACCUGGAGGUCCCCAACAGCGCGGCGGGCCUCACCGCGCUCUACGACACAACGGACGACUGGAUGCCGAUCUACGACCGCACUGCGCUCGGAGGCUUCUACUCCAUCCGAAGAAGCGGCAACCAGUUCAAGAAUGCACCAGUCGUGGGCCGAAUCUGCGCGCAGCUGGUGGAAGGCUGCGAGAACGGGCACGACCACGACAAGCAGCCGCUGAAGUUGCCCCUCAAUCACACAAAGGGGCAGCUGGACCUGGCCACAUGGUCUCGGCUUCGCGACGUGACAAAUACCAGCGGCACCGUGCUGAGUUGA
Molecule: messenger RNA, 1285 nt
Organism: Prorocentrum cordatum
Lineage: Eukaryota; Dinophyceae; Prorocentrales; Prorocentraceae
Source: the annotation of a GenBank genome assembly